This is a messenger RNA of Aspergillus glaucus CBS 516.65, 906 nucleotides long. RefSeq lists its product as uncharacterized. The coding region runs from base 1 to 906 and encodes 301 amino acids. Lineage: Eukaryota; Fungi; Ascomycota; Eurotiomycetes; Eurotiales; Aspergillaceae. The record is from RefSeq and is a predicted model, not a curated record. The transcript is spliced from 2 exons.
AUGUUUACCUUUUCGACUAAGCGUCAGUGGACGCCCGAUGGGUCGAUCGAUUCCGAAGACAUUGCGAUCCGUGAGAGAAAGAGACUCCGUCCGCUAACUUUACGCACUCCACCGGAUAUCUGUCAAACUUUCUGCGAAGCCAAUCAUCUGUUCCCUCAGUUCCAUCUCUCUACUUUGACACCAAUUGAGCCUUCGGACGACGACAGCAAUGAUCAACACCGGUCUGACAAUGCGGCCCUUCCUACCACAUCUUUACAUCGCCCACUUCCUGGUUCUUCGUCAGAUUCGUCGAUGGAUGUCGACACUCUCCUAUCGUCGAUAAGUGGUGACGGUCUGUCGCCGUCGUCAAUGAGCACGCAGCAUAGUCAUGGCAGCGUUCAGCCGUCGCCCAUUCCUCACAGCCUCAUCAACCAGUCAUUGAACAUUGAUGGAGGACAUCCGGCUGCUAUUAAUCAAACACCUUUCGCCAACCCAGAUUCCAAUGUCGCCAUGGAUCAAGAUUUCAUACCUGGAGCGGAGGUUUCUGGCUUGCAUCCGAAUGCUGCAAGAAACCAUGAAACGGUCUGGUGGACCCUUCCAGGUAUCCCCAGCCCCAUUAGUGAGGAUGAGGGUGUUUGUGUGACUGGUACCGGCACACCGGCGAGCGAGGCUGAAAUGUCAUAUACAACAUCUCACCCCACGUCAUCCCAUUCAUAUGGCGCCCACCAUGACCAGGCACUAUGGAACACCGAUAUGCAAGCACCAUCUACCAACAACAUCAGUUGCGAAGAACCCGAACCAUCUAUCCCCGCCGCAAAUACGGCAUCGAACAAGAAGAAAUUCAAUAUAUUCAUGGGCUAUCGCGCUGACUGUGAUAAAUGUCGACAAAAGGUGCCUGGUCAUUACAGCCACAUUAUACACACUUGA